AUGACUACAAGCACGAUCCUGGAUACGAUUGGAAAUACCGCUUUGUUAGAAUUGCAGCAUGUCAGGCCAUCCAACGGUUCUCGAAUUUUCGUGAAACUAGAGAGCCAAAAUCCGACAGGGAGCAUGAAAGAUCGAAUGGCAUUGGCAAUGAUCUCAGCUGCGGAAGCUGACGGGCGAUUGAAACCUGGCGGGGCCGUGGUAGAGUACACCGGUGGUAGUACCGGCGUGUCGUUGGCAUUGAUCUGCACUGCAAAGAAACAUCCCCUUCACCUCGUUACGUCCGAUGCCUUCUCCAAAGAAAAGCUAGACCAUAUGAGGCUUCUUGGGGCCAAUUUGACGAUCUUGCCCAGCGAGCAUGGCAAACAAACGGAGAAGCUCACGAAAGAUAUGAUUCGUGAAGCACAUGCUAUUGCUGAGAAGACUGGCGCCUAUAUCACUGCGCAAAUGAACAACACCGACCAGUUGCAUGCAUAUCUGAAGCUCGCCGACGAGAUUUGGGAGCAGACUGGCGGCAAAAUCGAUGGAUUUGUACAGAGUGUGGGAUCAUCUGCCUCAUUUCGCGGGACUUCUGAGAUUCUUCGUCAGAGGAACGAUCGUAUCACUUGUGUCGCUGUGGAACCGUCCGAGUCGGCCGUUCUCUCUGGGGGUCCAUCUGGAUCACACAAUAUUGAUGGCACCGGAGCCGGCUACGUCGUGCCCCUGUGGUACGAUGGUGUGGCUGAUGAAAUCGAUCGCGUAUCAACAUAUGAUGCGAGGGCCAUGGCAUUUCGCCUGGCAAGGGAAGAAGGUAUUUUCUGCGGUACUUCUUCCGGGGCCAAUGUGACAGCAGCUCUGCGCUUAGCAGAGCGUCUUAAGCCCAAUUCAACUAUUGUUACUAUCAUGUGUGACACGGGCAUGAAGUACUUGAAGUCUUUCUCCCAGGAGCUUGUCUCAGGUGUCUAG
Molecule: messenger RNA, 942 nt
Organism: Penicillium riverlandense
Lineage: Eukaryota; Fungi; Ascomycota; Eurotiomycetes; Eurotiales; Aspergillaceae
Product: PLP-dependent cysteine synthase family protein
Exons: 1
Coding region: 1-942 (313 amino acids)
Cellular component (GO): cytoplasm
Source: RefSeq, a predicted model, not a curated record